This is a messenger RNA of Eucalyptus grandis, 339 nucleotides long. Its product is annotated as 1-aminocyclopropane-1-carboxylate oxidase homolog. Lineage: Eukaryota; Viridiplantae; Streptophyta; Magnoliopsida; Myrtales; Myrtaceae. The transcript is spliced from 2 exons. The record is from RefSeq and is a predicted model, not a curated record. Bases 1 to 339 code for a protein of 112 amino acids.
AUGGCGGCAACCAACUUCGACGAAAACCCUGACAGAGCAGAGCAUGAGUACGACCGUGAGAACGAAUUGAAAGCCUUCGACGUGAAAGGCCUGGUCAACUCCGGAGUCUCCAAGCUCCCUCGUAUCUUCAUCGACCGCCAGCCUCGAUCGCCCGACCGUUCCGGUCCCACCGAGACAAGUUUCAGCAUCCUGAUCGUGGACUUGGAAGGAGUGGUGAACCACGGGAUCGGAGAUGGAGUCCUGAGCAGAAUCAUCGAUGGCGUGAAGAGGUUUCAGGAGCAGGAGAGCGAGGUGAAGAAGGAGCUGUACUCUAGAGAUGAGUCGAAGAAGGUGACUUAG